Cooperia oncophora is the source of this 414-nucleotide messenger RNA. The record is from the annotation of a GenBank genome assembly. Lineage: Eukaryota; Metazoa; Nematoda; Chromadorea; Rhabditida; Trichostrongylidae.
AUGGCGUUCUUAUCAUUUCUCGACGAUUCUUAUGCAGAGACCCACGGUGUACGUCUGAAACGAGAUACUCUCGAGUACACAUGGGGAGCAAUAGUCUCCUCAAUUUUUUGGGGAGCCACCAUUAGCGCUGUGAUGAUCAAGGGGACUGCAAAUUACUUUGGUCGUAGGAAUGGCAUCAUUCUCACCUUCAUCAUUCAAGAUAUUGCACUUGCUCUGGAAGUCGUCAGCUACUUUGUUAACAGCUAUAUCAUUUAUGCAGUAGCGCGGAUCGUGCUCGGUUCUGCAAUUAGUGUCUCGAUAGGUAUAGCGCCAUUGUUUAUCAUUGAGUGUAGGUACGUUUCUCCUCCAACGACACACUCCCCUGUUAGAUGCCCAUCGAACUCCAUUCGUGAAGUUCAAAGGCUGUUACUGUAA